UCUGUAGCAGCGGCUGGGCAGGACGAUCAGAGGGGAGAGCAGUGCAGCAGCAGCAGCAGCAGCAGCAGCAGCAGCGGCGGGUGGGAGGCUGGUAGGAUGUUGCGACUGAGCUGCCGAUUAGGCUGAUCAGAGCCGGAGCUACGAUGCAGUGACAGUCUACAGGAAGACACAGACACACACGCACACACUGAGCGAGGGAGUGGAGGGGAGGGAGAGUAACAUACGUAUGCACACGAGAAAUGAUCCGCUCCUAGACUAUGGCACCGUCGGGCUCGCGUAGUAUCAAGCGGGGCUGUCAGAGAGUUUUGUACUGGAUCCCGGUCCUGUUCAUCGCCCUCAUAGUGGCCUGGUCAUACUACGCCUAUGUUUUACAGCUUUGCAUAGAGUCCAUCGAAGACACGGGACAAAAGGUCGUGUACUUGCUGGUGUACCAUGCCAUUUUCAUCAUGUUUGUGUGGGCGUACUGGCAAACCAUCUUCACCAAGCCCAUGAACCCCCUGAAGGAGUUCCACCUGUCCUACUCUGACAAGGAGCUGCUGGAGCGUGAAGAUCGGGGAGAGUCUCAGCAGGAGAUCCUGAGGAGGAUAGCCAAGGAUCUGCCCAUCUACACGCGCACCAACUCUGGAGCAAUCCGUUUCUGUGACCGCUGCCAGCUGCUGAAGCCUGAUCGAUGUCACCAUUGUUCAGUUUGUGAUAAAUGCAUCCUGAAGAUGGAUCACCACUGCCCCUGGGUGAACAACUGUGUGGGAUUCUCCAACUACAAGUAUUUCAUGCUGUUCCUGGCAUAUUCGCUACUUUACUGCCUUUUUAUAACUGCGACAGAUCUUCAAUACUUCAUUAAAUUUUGGACGGCCGGAGGUAGAGCACAUUUCCGUCUGAGAGAAUACCUGAACGGCCUCCCAGACACUCAGGCGAAGUUCCACAUCCUGUUCCUCUUCUUUUCGGCCUCCAUGUUCUCCGUCAGCCUCGCCUCUCUUUUCACCUAUCACUGCUGGCUCGUCUGCAAGAACAGAUCCACUCUCGAGGCUGUACGCGCCCCGGUCUUUCGUCACGGCACAGACAAGAACGGUUUCAGUCUGGGCGUCAGUAAGAACUUCCGCCAGGUCUUCGGUGAUGAAGUGAAAUACUGGCCUGUUCCCAUUUUCUCCAGCUUAGGUGAAGGUUGCUCGUUCCCAUCCUGUCUGGUGAAUCUGGACCCUGAGCAGCCCUCCUCACCCACUGGCUCCAACCCUGCCAACAAGGGUGCAGCAGAGGGCCGCCAGUUCCCCUCCAAGCCUCUGAGAGAGAGUCAGAGCCGGCUGCUCACCAGCACCCCCUCCUGGACAGAGAGUGACAAUGCAGCAGACAAAGACAAGAAAGGUGCCAGCAACCCAGGGAUGACCAUAGAAAAUGAGGCAUAACCAGAGUUGAAAGUUGGCACCUACUACCCAGAAAAGUCUCUGCUGCCCCCUCCGCAGUGUUUGUGCCUAUCAGAACGUGACGUGGUGGUGACCUGAUCGAUAUUCGUUGUUUUCCAUGUUGCGACCCUUCUUCUGAGAGGUUUACAUGACUGAUAUCACAUACAAACCAGAGAAAAAUCAAUAAUCACUAUCACCAGUAUCAUCCUUUUUGUGAUCACGAAACAUUAUCUGCUGCUACCUGACAGUAUUUGGGCUCCAGAACAAGUGGAUUAAAAUGAAAAUUGCAUUCCAACAAUCACAUUUUCUUUUGUUUCUAUAUGAAUAAGCACAGAGCAGCAGUGGGAGAGGGGAAGUUUUGCACUUUGUAUACUGGUAAAUCAAUCUGAGCUGCUGUCGUAUGUUACAGUUCAUGGCACAGAAACUCUCAGAAUGAUCUAUUUUAUGUUAUUUUCAUAGCUUAGCACAUUAGUAGAUGCUGUUAUGAGUUUGCCAAACAUUUGCACAUUAAGUAUAAAUUAGUGGUGGUGUUAAUGUGAUGUAAAUGACAUUCCUUUAGUCUUUUCUUUUUUUCUUCUUAGUGAAGUUUUUGUUGUUGGAGGGGGGUGGGGGGGGUGGAGGGGGCGAGGGCAGGUUUUCCACCCACCAUCUUGAGUGUUGUGGAUGAUGCAUGCUCUCAUCUCAGGAUGUCAACACAAACACACCUUGUUGUAGUGAACUGUACCACAAGAUGUCCUCCCCCUUUGCUUGAAAACAAACAAAAAAAAAAGUGUAGUCAUUAGUAAUUACAUUUUUGAAUAAGGGCUCUUCUGACUCGUUAUAGCAUGAGUGAGGAUGUUGCUGUCACACUAAAACACCUGGAAGCUGGUGCUGCUCUGUGCUGCAACAGCGUGUGCCCCCCCCCCCCACCCCCCUGCCAAAUAUCUAACCUGCUGUAUGGUAGCCUACAGUACACGUCAAACUGCCGGCCACAAAGCUUCCUGAGUGUUUGUCUCCGGAGGGCCGGCUCACUGGCCGCCAGCAAAAACAAGCCUCCGUGUGACGCUGCCGCAGAUCUGCUCCACCAUCAAAAAGCAGAUACUGUUGAGCUGUUGAGUGUUUUUAUAACUCACAACCUGAUGUUGUGGAUGUACUGCAGAGCAAAAAAAAAAGAAAGUCAAAUCUAUUUUCACCUUCUGAGGAUUCUGUCUGUUCUCGUCUCGGGCUGGAAAUUACUAAAAAAAAAAAAAAAAAACAUCACUGAAAAUUAAAGAAUGUAUGCUUGUUUCAAAAAAAGCUUCAUGGUGACAGUCAGUGUCAAUUUAUAUUUUUCUAUUCUUCUGUCUGUACGACUCAAGAGACAAUAUGGAUGUGUGAGGCAAUGUACUGUACAGUUGUGAUGCCUUAAAAGAAUAAAACGAGCUCAUCUUCA
Seriola aureovittata is the source of this 2808-nucleotide messenger RNA. It is a transcript of the gene zdhhc2, whose product is annotated as zinc finger DHHC-type palmitoyltransferase 2. The transcript is spliced from 14 exons. Gene Ontology annotation, cellular component: Golgi apparatus; endoplasmic reticulum. Gene Ontology annotation, biological process: peptidyl-L-cysteine S-palmitoylation; protein targeting to membrane. The coding region runs from base 258 to 1400 and encodes 380 amino acids. NCBI's taxonomy places the organism in Eukaryota, Metazoa, Chordata, Actinopteri, Carangiformes, Carangidae. The record is from RefSeq and is a predicted model, not a curated record. Gene Ontology annotation, molecular function: protein-cysteine S-palmitoyltransferase activity.